AUGUCGGCCGAAGACGAUUCCUCCGAUCUCUCCUCUUUGUCUUCACUGUCGCCCGCGCCUUCUGAUAUCGAGCUAGAGGAACCAGUUAAAAAGCCCGUUGCCAAGUCCAAAAAGGGUAUUCAGAAAUACUUCUCCAAGGUUAAAGAGCAACCGCCCAAGGACGCUUCGCCGCCGCCUCGAAAACGAUCACCUUCACCACCCCACGAAUAUGUGUUGGCGGAUAACCCUGACAUUGCAUUCAUUGUAAUGUUCAGAAGCCGCUUCAACGAUGCAUUCCCGAAAUCACUUGCCCACUUCGGCCCCCAAGAAAUCGAGCGCGACGUUGUCGAAUCUAUACCUGGUGAUCGAGCCGAACAUUUCCUCUGCGCGUUGCUGGGGUUACUAUUGAAUCGCAAACAAGAUGUCAAGUGCGGCAGAACCUUGACAAGCAAAGUGCAAUAUGCUAACGAAUAUCCCGUCAGGCCUGGUCAUUAUGGUCGUGCUUUGGAAGAUGCCAUCAGCUCGCACAAGAACCAAUGGGCGCCCGCCUGGAAUGACAAAAGCCCAUUGUCUGGCGGCGCAACUUUCACGUCAAUGGACCCUACACAACGAGUGCGUAACGCCAAUCCUGUUUCUCUCACGCUUCUGCGAUACCUCAUCAUGUGGACUCUUUCGUCGUCCGAAAGCGUCAAAGGUCUCAUCAACCAAUCAUACAAGCAAAACCGACACGAAGACGACUUGAACCAGCCUCGAUCAGUACAGCCAUGGGGAUCCGACGGUGAUAAACGUCGUUAUUUUCUUAUCGAAGGGCAGGACGACACAGCUUUCCGCGUAUAUCGAGAAAGUAACCCUGCCGGGACGAAUCGAACAUGGUACAGCGUGGCUGGCACGAUCGAGGAGCUUCGAGCUCUUGCAGAGAAACUCGAGGCCAAGGAUGGCGGGCCAAAGGCUAAAAAGCUUGCUCAGAAGAUGUAUACUGCCAUCCCGCGAUUUGAAGCUGGCGAAGAGAAACGAAAGCGUCGUGAUUAUCGGCAGAUGCGAAAGGAACAGUUCAAGCGGCCGGAGCCUGGAUUUUCGCUUUAUGAAGGUCGCACUAGGGGUAAAAAGAUGAAGUACACAUAUUCUGACGAUGAAGAUGUCUUUACAACCGACUCGACCACUCGUCGAUCCACUCGAAACACCGGAACUCACACUCCUGUCGAAACUGGUCCUCUUACUACCGCCAGUGGCCGGCAGAUUAAGGCACCAACUCGCCUUAACCCUACGACCGGAAGCAGUGCCCCUGGUAGCGUGCAAGGAGACACAUCCGAAGUGGAGAAAGAAUCGUCUGUUGGUCCAACUGGACGACCUCGACGAUCAGCGGCAGUGAAUCACGGUACAAGCGGUUGGGCCGAGCCCAAGAAGACUUCUCGACGUAACGCCAGUGAUGAUUCUGACGAAGAGAGCGAGGCCGAAUUUGGGGAUGACGAAGAAGAUGCCGACGAACACGUGCCUGAAGGAUCAGAGGAUGAGGAUGAGCUUGAUGAGGAUGAAGUCAUGGCGGAUGAUGACCUAGAUGAGCAGAACCAAAGUUUGGUUGUGAAGCUCUCAGUCACACCACCCAAAUUGCGCAACGUCCUCGAGCCUAACGCGCAAGCUGGGAAUAAACUACCAACGCCAAGCUCUGAUAAAGCGGCGGAAGAAUCACGGCCUUUGGGAGAGACGGUUGUUGAAAUGGAGGAUGCGCCGGCAGCUACUCCUAGCAAAGAAUCUCAGCCUACAGCCCAGCAGUCUCCCAGCCAAGACCCCGAUUUUGCUGAAUGCCAGAACUCGACACCAGGAACUAUUCAUGCGACAUCUUUGGCUUUUAGAGGGAGCCCAGAAAAGACGCAUGCGCAACCGGUGCCCCGACCGCUCGAGAAACAACAGUAA
This is a messenger RNA of Fusarium graminearum PH-1, 1890 nucleotides long. RefSeq lists its product as uncharacterized. The transcript is spliced from 4 exons. The coding region runs from base 1 to 1890 and encodes 629 amino acids. The record is from RefSeq and is a predicted model, not a curated record. NCBI's taxonomy places the organism in Eukaryota, Fungi, Ascomycota, Sordariomycetes, Hypocreales, Nectriaceae.